Podarcis muralis (Common wall lizard) is the source of this 3078-nucleotide messenger RNA. RefSeq names its product tissue factor pathway inhibitor 2-like. NCBI's taxonomy places the organism in Eukaryota, Metazoa, Chordata, Lepidosauria, Squamata, Lacertidae. Gene Ontology annotation, molecular function: serine-type endopeptidase inhibitor activity. The record is from RefSeq and is a predicted model, not a curated record.
CGACCACCUCGCGGAGCUGCUUCUUCGGAAGAUGCGCAAUGACGCGCGGGGCGCACCAGCCACGCAAGGGACCGCUCCCUCGGUCCGCCCGCCCCCUCGCGGUUUUACAUCGCUUUCCAGAAACGGAUGAAUCACCCCCUCCGAGCCCUCCCUCGUCUGGGAAGCACGCCCGUAGGCUUUGGGCCAGGAGGCGGCGGCGGAGAAGCCGGGAUCGUUUAUAAAGGGGCCACUGUGGCCAACGUCUCCAUCGGUCGUAGACCAGCCAAACGCGCGCAGCGACUUGCAGCGAUGGAUCUGACUUCUGGAAACUCGCGGGCCUUUCUGCUGGUCGUCUCCUUGGUGGUACUUCUGGAGCAGGUCUGGCCCCAGUCGACAACGCGAGACAACAGAGAGAUCUGUCUCCAGCCACCACUUAAAGGACCCUGCCGGGCUUUGUUUGUCAGGUGGUACUAUGACAGAGCCACCCAAACCUGCCAGGAGUUUAGUUUUGGGGGCUGCAUGGGAAACAACAACAACUUUUUGAGUUUUGAAGAGUGUUCAGAGACUUGCGGGAGAAUCAAGAAGGUGCCUAAAAUAUGCCGACUGAAAUCUGAUGAAGGAAUCUGUAGAGGUUUAAUGCGAAAAUAUUAUUUCAGCCUUGAGACGAUGAGCUGUGAAAAAUUUUAUUAUGGAGGCUGUUUAGGAAACCAGAACCGAUUUGACGAUAAAGACUCCUGCAUGAACUUCUGCCUGCCAAAAAGAAAUACCCCCUCCUUUUGCUCUAACCCCAAAGACGUGGGAAUUUGUUCGAGUUCAGUUCCUCGCUUUUAUUACAACAUAGACACAGGAGAUUGUGAAGAAUUCACCUAUACAGGUUGUGGAGGAAAUAUUAACAACUUCCUCACUCGGAAAUCAUGUCUCAAGGCCUGCAAGAAAGUAGGGAGAAAGAAACCACCUGCUACUGGAUCAAAAUAUGUUGUCUCGUAAGGAUGAGGAGUCUACAGCCAACAUUCAAAUCCAACGAACGCCACAUACAUUCUUAAAUCUGGAGAGGUUUCCAGACUAGAUGCACUGAUUUCACACACUAGAAACUUUUAACUAAUGGGUGGGUUUAGGUUUUGUUCAGUUUUAUGUGGCUAUGUAACAAUUUUACUAUAUGAACAGUUUUGAACGGCAAGGUUUCUUUGAUCUAGUUACAGCUUACUUAGGGAUUGGGCCCCAUGCACAUGCCAGUGUGCCCUGUUGAAGGAUAAAAUCCUGGGCUGUUGACCCUCAUUCAGAUACUUGGACGCACAAGAAGCAGCUCAACACUCCCUGCUGAACAUUGAUUCUUCUCUACUAGCUGCUGAAUACGAUAGACCCUUUCUGGUGGUUUCAUUAUAUGGAACACUAAAUUAAGACCUUCUCCUGAACUUUCUUAUCUUCAUCUUCAUAAGGAGGGGUGGCAGAUGCGUGGUAGAGGGCUUACCUUGCAUGCAGAAUGUCUGAGGUUUGGUUCUUGGAAUCUCUAGUUAAAACAGUCCGCUGUGCUGAUGUUACACGUCCUCCCAUCACCUGCAUGACAGCAGCAUGAUCAGUCGGGGUGUGGUUGGCGCAGUUGAAACACAUGGGCAGAACCAAUCCAGUGCUUCUGCCAGUGCAUUUGCAGCACACCACUCUCAAUGCUGCCUUGCUCAAGUUAAGCCAGUGAUGCCAGUGGCAGGAGAUCAGGCAAAUCUCACGGACCACUAGAUAGCAUUAGAUAGUGGGCAAUGGGGAGGGCUUUGGUCUGAAACCCUGGAGAGCCUCAUCCACUCAUUGUAGACAAUUCUGAGCUGGCGGAACAAAUAUUUUGGCUUGGGAUAAGGGAGAUUCCUGUGUUUAUAUGUGAAUAAGUCUGGCAGAGAGGAUAUAGCUGAUUACAGACGUUGCAGGAUAACUGCAGAUGCAGAUCUUUAGAUCUUAUGGAGUUUCCCCCAAGUUUUAUAAAAUGUUACUAUAAAUAUAAAUGCAUACGUUUUAAACUUUCCCCUUUGUGUAGUUUAUGAAAAUGGUUCUGCUGUAUUGGAAGAGCUGAACUGUUGUUGAAUAGCUGAAGCAAGAACCAUGACCCAUAGUUGUUUUUUUUAAAAAAAAAACAGAUCUUUGUCAGAUAUUUCUUGCAUUGUUCCUUUAACUGAAGAUUAACCAAACUCGUUUUUCUCUUGAAUAAAUUGGUAUUGCUGAUAUCAAUUCCUUUGCUGUGAACUUUUCAAGAACAUCCUUAGGGGGCAGGCUUGCCAAAAACUACCAAGUGAAUUGGAAGGGAGGAGAAUGUAGACAAGUCAAAACCCAGUCGGACAUUCUAAAAUUUUAUCCUGGGUUCAAAGCCCUUGUUUGAGGUUAGGAAAUAUGACUAGACUAGGACUUGGGAGACUCGGGUUCAGUUCACCACUCAGCCAUGUCUGGGUGGUUUUUGUACACACAGUCUCUCAGCCUAACCUACCUCACAGGAUUGUUAUGAAGGUAUAGAAGGGAGAAGUGUAUUUGCCACCUUGGAGAAUAGUUGGGAUAUAGAUACAGUGAUAAUAAAAAUAAAAUACGUUUGUUCUUGGUAAUAUACAUAAUUGUAAUGCUGCUGAUUAAAAAGCUGGCACUGGGAGGAGACCAGCAAUGAACUUGAUAGUGGGGUGUGCUUGUUUUUUAAGGUGAAUUAUAAGCUACGUAAGGUUUCAGGAGUGUGGUGAACUGAUGGCUGCCUCUCCCAUUGUCAACUGGUCCAGUUCUAAAGCUACAGGAUUAAUUUUCAUCAUGAGAUUAUUCCUGCUGGACAGUUAAGAGUGGAGAAUGCUAGUCAGAUAUUGAGAUUAUGUCCCUCCUCUUUAAAGUCAUCCUCCUGAUCUCUUGCACAGAACACAUUUUGAGGUAACUUUAUUAAUGUGCAUUCGGCAUGUUUUUUGUUCUGAAGCUGAAGAAGAGUCAUCUGCCUUCACUUGAUGCUGUCUGUCCUAAGGAUAUUUGCACCUGUGUCAAACCUUACUUUGCCUAUAUGAGAACUGGUAAAAUUACAUCCUAACUUGCUAUGUGCAAAUGUGACUGACCUUCACUGUAAAUUUGUAAAAAUAAAGAAAAAUAAAAUAA